GCCCGCAAGUCGCCGCGCCGUGCGCUCCACUCCCGAGACGUCUGACCGCGCUCUCGCUGUCACACCCGACCACUUCUCGAACGCACUUACGAUUUAUUUAAAACGCGUUUAAAUAAAUAUCGCACACAUUGAUUAAUUCGAAACAUAUACAAAUAUAAAAUUAUAUUUAAUACGAUUUUUGUCUAUCGCCUGGGCAUCAGAUUUCAUAUUAUCAAACACGUGUUUAUAUAUAGUAAGCGCGAACAAACCGCGGCAUCGCUCGAUCCACGUUUUUCAUUGCGAGUGAAUAAAUUACACCGCGGUCGUCGUCAAUCGUCGUGAAAUUUCACUUUUUACCAGCAAGAGCUGCUGCUGUCUGCUGGGCGCUCGGUGCUCAGCAUGUCUAGCCUAGCACGCUACAUCCCACGGAACAUUGAUUGAGCCCAUUAUAAUGAGAGUACACCCACACCGGGGACUAGCAAUAUCGAUAUCGAACUAUAAACACAAAUUAUCAAGCUUGUGUUUAUAAGACGCGUCGCGACUGUUGCGAGGACGUGAAGCGGAUAGCAUGUCAACUCCGUAGCCAGCGUCUAAGAACAGAGGCAGCAUUGGUACAAAACAUGCGUGCUAGUGUCUGCCGACCUCAUACAAAGAUGGAUGUGCGGUGUUCGAUAUUUAAACUUGUACUAUUUCAAAUGGUGGUGUUGCCGUGCAACGCGAAACAUCUCCUCAUGAAUAUGCCCCGAGUGGAGCUCGUGGGCGACGUGGAGCACAGCAUCCAGGACACCCUACGAUCCGGCAUCUACUCGCACCAACACCUGGACACUUCGCAAGUGCAAUUUGUAACGCCGGUGAAGGUGACGCGGGACGGCGAGCUGGUCUCGCACGAGCUGGAGCAUUCGCACGGACACGCGCGCACACGGCGCGACUCGCACGCCUCGGAGCGUGACACGCCUCACGCGGUGCACUACAACCUCACAGUCGACGGACGAGACCUCAGGCUAGACUUGAAGCCUUCAGUGACAUUCAUAACACCGGCAUUGGUGGUAGAAAGACACAGCGCGCGCGGGCGCACGCGAGACCGGCCGCUGGAGUCGGCCACCUCCUGCCACUACACCGGCUCUGUGAGGGGUCAACCUAAGUCCAACAUUGCCAUAUCUGCCUGCGAUGGAAUAGCCGGACUUCUACGGACAGAGCACGGAGAAUAUUGGAUUGAACCCUCAAAUCAAAUUCCCACUGACGGUUCUCCCGGGCGACCGCACGUCAUAUUCAGAAGAUCAGCUGUUGAUAAAGUUCAAGCAUUCCAUAGAAGAAAAAGGGAAGUUCAUGGCGCGGCAUAUAUGAGUAGGAAUAAUAACGAGAAACAUAGUGCGGAACAUGUUCUCAAACGAGACAGUAAUAGAAGUCAAAAAGAGGCUAUAGAUCACCGUCGAUACGUUUAUUUAGAAGAAAGGCGUAAAAGAUUGGAAGCUAUGAGACGAGACCCUGCCGCGUUUAGAAGAAAUCAGAGAAAAUUAAGAAUGGAAAAGAGGAGAUUUCUACCGACGUCGGCGUCAACGUCAUCAAAAAGCAUAUCAACAGAGAACAGUAAUUCAUUAGAAAAAAUAAAUUUAAAAAAUAAAACGUAUCACACACCGAGGUACGUGCAACGACCACGGCGUAUCCGAACGAGACGAAGGCGGAAAAGAUCAAAGAACUGCGCUACCAAGGAACCUCCGUAUCAAUGGAAGACGAAGAAUUUCAAAACUCACCACGAAAAUGAGGAAGUAAAUAAAUCUAGAUAUAAUAAGAAAUAUAAUCGGCCUCACAAUAAGCCUGUAAAGAGGCGCUAUUAUGAAGCGUCGAAACGUGCUACGCGGUCUGUCAGCAAACCUCGGCACGUUGAAGUAUUACUCGUCGCCGAUAAGUCUAUGACCGAUUUCCACAAUCAAGGCAACUUGGAAACUUAUCUACUUACUAUUAUGAACAUGGUGUCGUCUUUAUACAUGGACCCGUCCAUCGGGAAUUACAUAAAAGUGGUGGUAGUGAAGAUCAUCCUCGUAGAAGAAACAGCCGCGGCGCCCGAGCUGGCCGUCACUACGAAUGCCGACUUGACCCUCGCGUCGUUUUGUCGCUGGCAACACCACUUGAACCCCAACGACGACAAAGACCCCCAUCACCACGACGUCGCUAUUCUCGUGACCAGGCAAGAUAUCUGCAGUCAGCAUGACACUCCUUGUAGCACGCUGGGCGUGGCGCACGUGGCGGGCAUGUGCAAGCCGGACCGCAGCUGCUCCGUCAACGAGGACAACGGCAUCAUGCUGGCGCACACCAUCACGCACGAGCUCGGACACAAUUUCGGCUUGUACCACGAUACAGAAAAAAUCGGCUGUCACCGACGUGAAGGUUCGACAUUACAUAUCAUGACGCCAAUCUUUGAAGCGGACACCGUGCAAGUCGCCUGGUCGCGGUGCAGCAAGAGGGAUGUUACUAACUUUUUAGACGCCGGCCUCGGCGAAUGUCUAAGUGACAGACCGUCACAAGAAGAACCUUACGUGUAUCCUGAAGUACCUGCGGGAGUGACAUUCGACGCGGCAUCCCAAUGUCACCUACAGUUCGGAGAGGAAGCGGUGGUGUGCGCGAAGCCGACGGAGCUCUGCGAACAUCUGUGGUGUCUCGUCAACAACACGUGCAAGACGAUGCUGCGGCCCGCCGCGCCCGGAACUACUUGCGGGGAGAACAUGUGGUGUCAGAAUCAGACGUGCGUGGCCCGCACCCCCUCGCCCGUACCGCGCGACGGGGGCUGGGGCGAGUGGAGCGAGUGGAGCGAAUGUUCCCGCACGUGCGGCGCGGGCGUCUCCACGCAGUCGCGCGAGUGUAACAACCCAGAGCCGCUCAACAACGGAAACUACUGCAUCGGCGACAGGAGUCGGUACAAAGUAUGUAACACAGAACCGUGCCCUAUCAAUGAGCCCACUUUUAGAGAAGUUCAAUGCGCUAAGUUUAACAAUAUGACUUACCACAAUGAAACUAUCUCGGAAUGGGUGCCCUACAUCGAUCAAGAUAAACCUUGUGAUCUUCAAUGUGUUCCCCGGGACGGUAAGGACAUUGAAGUGAUUGGAGUCUUUGUGGCAGACGGAACUCCUUGCCGACAGAACCUAGGUGCAAGAGAUAUGUGUAUAGCCGGGGUUUGUUAUAAAGUCGGCUGCGACUGGAUCGUAAAUUCCGACGUUGAAGAAGAUGAGUGUGGUGUUUGUGGGGGUAAUGGGUCCGCUUGUAAAACGGUGCAAGGGAUCUACAAUAAGGACACCACUCGACAAUCUGGAUUUAGUGAGGUCGCUGUUAUUCCAGCUGGUUCAAGAAACGUGAAAAUUCAAGAAAAAGUUAGUCCUGGAAAUUACAUUUCUAUCGGCAGCGCGAAAUCUAGAAAAAUCUAUUUGAGUGGUGCACGAAAUGCGACUCUGACGGAAUACUUCGUAGCCGGAGCGCAAGCGGUCUACGAGAGAGACCGCGACUGGGAAAAGGUCCGCAUCAGCGGGCCUCUCGCCGAAGACAUCAAAGUUUACCAACGCAUUUUCCGCGGCAAGCACCGCAACCCGGGCGUGACGUACCAGUACACCGUGGACCAGCCCAAGCAGCGGCGCGUGUCGUACCGCCUGUCGCCGUGGUCGCCGUGCUCCGUCAGCUGCGGCGUGGGCCGCUCGCUGCGCCGCUACACGUGCGUGGACGAGCUGCAGCGCCAAGUGGAGCUCUCGCAGUGCUACCACAUCGAACAGCCUCGACACGAAGCGCUCAUGCAGCAGUGCAGACAGCCAGCCUGCACCCAUUGGUGGGUCGGAGCUUGGCAGCCGUGCAAGCCCUGCCACAUGCCGGGCGAAGAAGCGACUAAAGUUCGUAGUGUACAUUGCGUGAACAAAAUCUCCAAUAACGUCGUCAAUGAUUCCGAGUGUGACAUGGCGACGAAACCUUUGAGCGCGAUCAAAUGCGUCGAUGUGCCAGCCUGCUGAACAAAUGAAGUUUUACGAACGAACGGAAUCAAUGAGAUGAAAUGAUAUCUCGAGGACAAAUAACUACAAAAAAGGGUAACGAUACUCGACAAGUCUGAUGUUUCGACCCUGAACAGACAAUCGUAUCGCUAGAGCUACGCACCGCUAGGUGACGCGGGCUCGACGCUAAGAAAGUAAAUGAUCGAUUCGAUUGUUUUCUAGGUGGUGACAGUUUGUGCAAAAAUCAAGUGCAACAGACUAAAAAAAUGUUUUGAAUGUAGUGAUGUGAAAGUUUGGGUGACUAUGGAAGGCAAUUGAUUUGUAUUGUUUUGUGCGACAUUAAAGGUAGCCCAUCGAAUAGGCAUAUUCACUAACGUAAGUACUCGAAUAGGAACACUUUGUGGAGACGUACGAAUCUCACUGGAUCGAGUGGGUCAGUACAUUAAACAGCGCUCUGCAAUUACCACUUACUGCCAUAUUAUUUAAGUAAAGUAUAGUUUAACAUAGUCUUCGCUUAGUUUUAACAACUAUCUAAUAAUUUAACAAAUCUGUAACAGUAUUAAAGUGGUGUAUGUAUUUUCUUAUAAAAACCAACGUGAAAAUGUUUAGUAGAUAUGUACUAUGAAAUUUGGACCAAAAAUAUAUUAGAAAUCAAAUUCACGUUGCCAUAAUCGCGGUUACUGCCAAUAUGACACUUGUGUAAUAAGUUAUUUUAAGAUUUUACUAAUAAAUAUAAAUUCAUAUUUUAUAUAAAUGAAUCACUUAAAUGUCACACAAAUUCGUAAGUAAAGUUCUAAAUACACUAGACUACUACUAUCAACUAGUCAUUAAAGUAACCGAAACACUUACCAGACAAUAUAACUAUUUAUUUUACCUGUGCUACCCAGUCCGACGUUGAUAACCUGCUGUUUUACGUUUAUUUUAUACUCUGUGCUGUGGUCUAAAUUUAAAUUUAUGUGUAUCAGAAUUAUGAAUUUGUGAAAUGCUUGCUGUUAUUGGAACAAAUGCCGAUAUUUAUUAUUAACGGAGUUGUUUGCCUUAUUAUCUUUCAAGUGAUCAUGCAUAAUGUAUUUGUAUUUUUAUUUAUCGAAUACCUAACUAUACACUUAGGUCUAAUUUUGUAAAUGAGUCAACUGAUGUUUCGGUUCUAAGAAUCAUCAGGAGACAAUUCAUCUAUCAAUUGAUACACAAUUUUAAUUUCCAAUUCCUUAUUGAACUAACCCUAGUUGCGUACAUAUUUACACUGCAAUUAUUAUUAAUAUUGUAAAAAUAUCACACUGGCGUAUUAAACAUAAUUACAAUUGUGUAUUUAAUUAGAGAUGGCAAUAAAAUUGUGCAUUGUUA
Messenger RNA from Vanessa atalanta (red admiral), 5288 nucleotides. RefSeq names its product A disintegrin and metalloproteinase with thrombospondin motifs 7-like (gene AdamTS-B). Gene Ontology annotation, cellular component: extracellular matrix. Gene Ontology annotation, biological process: proteolysis; extracellular matrix organization. The transcript is spliced from 20 exons. Gene Ontology annotation, molecular function: metalloendopeptidase activity. Lineage: Eukaryota; Metazoa; Arthropoda; Insecta; Lepidoptera; Nymphalidae. The coding region runs from base 600 to 3965 and encodes 1121 amino acids. The record is from RefSeq and is a predicted model, not a curated record.